Messenger RNA from Wyeomyia smithii (pitcher-plant mosquito), 852 nucleotides. RefSeq names its product EKC/KEOPS complex subunit TP53RK (gene Prpk). The transcript has a single exon. Gene Ontology annotation, biological process: protein phosphorylation. Gene Ontology annotation, molecular function: protein serine/threonine kinase activity; ATP binding. The record is from RefSeq and is a predicted model, not a curated record. The coding region runs from base 107 to 802 and encodes 231 amino acids. Gene Ontology annotation, cellular component: cytosol; EKC/KEOPS complex; nucleus. Lineage: Eukaryota; Metazoa; Arthropoda; Insecta; Diptera; Culicidae.
GAGCCGAUAUCGAUAAUUUAUUUUGGUUUUUUUCACCGGCAUUUGGAGAUUUUUGAAUAAUUUUGCCAAUAGUUGACUCUAAAUGGCUAAAAUUUAAACAGUUUUAAUGGAAUCAGAAAAAGGAGAAAUUCUCCUACUGCAAGGUGCUGAAGGCAAACUAUACAUCGGCAAACACAACGGAGUAACAUGUCUGAUUAAAGAACGGUUCUCCAAGAAAUAUCGUCACCCAGACUUAGAUGUUCAGCUAACCCGGCAGCGGAUUCGUGCAGAACAGAAGGCAUUCGAAAGGUGCAAAUCGGCAGAAGUUGCUACUCCUAAACUGCUCGGAGUCGAUCUUCCCGGACGCAAGGUUUUUAUGGAAUACUUGGAAAAUGCGAUCACUGCAAAGCAAUUUGUUGAUAACGCCGUUAGCGAAGGAAUCGAAAACAAUCCUAAGAUUGAUCGUUUGGCAGCGGAAAUCGGUCGAGUCGUAGGCAAGUUACAUGGGCACAACAUAAUCCAUGGGGAUCUCACGACUUCAAAUAUGCUGCUGGAUCCAGUCGCGGAAGGCGAGCCAAAUUUGCCCUAUCGAUUUGUCAUGAUAGAUUUUGGACUUUCUUACCAUUCGCUGAACGUUGAAGAUAUGGGAGUAGACUUGUAUGUCCUCGAGCGGGCCCUGUUAAGUACCCACAGUCAGGUACCGGAACUGUUUGGACUGGUAUUGGAAAGUUACAAAAAACAUAACACGUACAAAGUACCGGAAACGAUCGCCAAAUAUGAAGCUGUUCGAGCGAGGGGCAGAAAAAGAACCAUGGUGGGAUGAUUCGUAUGUUGUUUUGCUAAUUUUAUGAUAAAAAGUUAAAACUCAACAAA